GAAAACCAGAUGCCUCUGCUGAAAUUCUUCUGGAUCAGGAAUGUAUAAACCCUACGAGUUACUCAAGCCAGCUAGAAGACUCUGGAUGUGAUGUCUCUCAUGACUAUGCAUUUGAUUCGUUAGCUUCUGAUUUUCACCAAUCUGAGCAUAAUGUUGACACUUCUAAACUUUGGUUGGAAAGAGUUCUCCCACUGAAUCUUUGCUGUACUGGGAAGGAAGAAUCUCUGACUGCUCCAGUGCAGUUUUUGCAACAUCUGCUUGAAAUAAGAAAACUGUCAGAAGGAGGAAUUCUUCAAGCAGACUUCACAGAGCUUGAGAAUGAUUCUUUCACCAUAUGCAAUUCAGUGUCUCAGUUGCUUGAUGGACUGACUGUUUUUUACAACAGUCCUGAAUUUUCAGUUUCAAAUUUUCUUACUGAAGCAGUUUGUGUUUUGAUCCGUUUGAUAACUGAUACUACAUUAUCUAAUCAUGUUUUGAAGAAGUGUUUCAAGAAGCUGGAAGAAUUUAAGAAAAAUCUAAUUCAGAUUAUUUUAAGAAACAGAAGUGUCAAUAGGGUUAAAUAG
Antrostomus carolinensis (chuck-will's-widow) is the source of this 563-nucleotide messenger RNA. It is a transcript of the gene MEI4, whose product is annotated as meiotic double-stranded break formation protein 4. The record is from RefSeq and is a predicted model, not a curated record. The transcript is spliced from 2 exons. NCBI's taxonomy places the organism in Eukaryota, Metazoa, Chordata, Aves, Caprimulgiformes, Caprimulgidae. Gene Ontology annotation, biological process: homologous chromosome pairing at meiosis; oogenesis; spermatogenesis. The annotation marks the transcript as partial. Gene Ontology annotation, cellular component: lateral element.